AUGGUAGGGUCUAGGGUUUAUGUAGGUGGUCUGCCCUAUGGUGCCUCGGAGCGGGACCUGGAGCGAUUCUUUCGAGGAUACGGCCGUAUGAGAGAUGUUUUAAUUAAAAAUGGAUAUGGGUUUGUUGAGUUUGACGAUUAUAGAGAUGCUGAUGAUGCUGUAUAUGAAUUAAAUGGUAAAAAACUUUUAGGGGAGCGAGUUACAGUUGAGAGGGCAAGAGGCACUCCUAGAGGUCGAGACCAGUAUGCAUCAGGUGGCAGCAGAAGCAGUAGAAAUAAUGACGAUCGUCGCUCCUCAAAUAAUGACAGAUAUGGACCCCCUACCCGCACUAACUACAGGGUGCUCGUGGAAAACCUUUCCUCCCGCAUCAGUUGGCAAGAUUUAAAGGAUUACAUGCGACAAGCUGGGGAAGUUACCUACGCAGAUGCCCAUAAACAACAUCGCAAUGAAGGAGUGGUCGAGUUUGCUUCAUAUUCUGAUAUGAAAAAUGCUAUAGAAAAGCUAGAUGACACUGAGCUUAAUGGUAGAAAACUCCGCCUGGUUGAAGACAAAAAGAACAAAUCCCGGCGCUCAGCAUCUGACAGCAGCCGUAGCAGAUCCCGAAGUCGUAGCCGUUCAGCAAGACGUUCCAGGUCACGUAGUCGCAGUUCCCGCUCCAAGUCUAAGAGUAAGUCAAGAUCCAGGUCACGGUCGCUAAGUAAUAAAGACGACCGAGAAAAAUCCAAGUCUAGGUCUCGUUCGAGGUCCAACUCUCGCAAAAAGUCUGACAGAUCCAGGUCCAAUUCACGAAAGAAGUCUGUAGGAAGUGAUCAUUCCCGUUCUAGAUCACGUUCUAGAACCCCAGAUAAGCGUUCCAAAUCUCGUGAAGCCUCCAAAGAAAGGUCCAGGUCAAGAUCCAGGUCCAGAUCAGAAAGCAAGGAAAGAAGUAAAUCAAGAAGUAGAUCCAGAUCACCAAACUAACACUGUUACGAGUUUGCAACCACAGUAAGGUUUAUAUUUGUAAUUAAUUUUUAAUAACAAAAACAAAGUAAAUUUUAAUUAAGUAAAUAAACCAGAACAACUGUUAGCAGUAGAAAUUGUUAAAUAAUUUUACUCAUUGGAAAGAUAAGUAGAUUCAUUUGUACAGGGUUGUGUCACAUUUGAAUUUUAAAAGGGGUAUAAUUUUCCAUAUAGUAAUUUAUCAAGAAUUUUUUACAUGAUACAAAUUGUAGAACUUGGAUGUUCAAACUGUUGGAUUAUAUUUUUAAACUGCAGUUUAUUCUGUGAAUAAAUAUUUUAAAUACU
This is a messenger RNA of Diabrotica virgifera virgifera (western corn rootworm), 1284 nucleotides long. RefSeq names its product serine-arginine protein 55-like. The transcript has a single exon. NCBI's taxonomy places the organism in Eukaryota, Metazoa, Arthropoda, Insecta, Coleoptera, Chrysomelidae. The record is from RefSeq and is a predicted model, not a curated record. Gene Ontology annotation, molecular function: mRNA binding. Bases 1 to 960 code for a protein of 319 amino acids. Gene Ontology annotation, biological process: mRNA splice site recognition; alternative mRNA splicing, via spliceosome. Gene Ontology annotation, cellular component: nucleus; ribonucleoprotein complex; cytoplasm.